Dovyalis caffra is the source of this 483-nucleotide messenger RNA. The record is from the annotation of a GenBank genome assembly. Lineage: Eukaryota; Viridiplantae; Streptophyta; Magnoliopsida; Malpighiales; Salicaceae.
AUGAUGCCACGCCAUGGCACCAUCGUAUCAUCUUUACUGACAUCAGCGUGGAACACCACAGGCUUCAUGCAUCCACACCGGAAAAUGAUGAUGCACAUGACCUUCUUUUGGGGCCAUAAAACAGAUGUUCUUUUCAAAGGUUGGCCUGGUUCGAGCUCUGGGAUGUAUGCUGUGGCCUUGACCUUUGUUUUUGCUCUUGCAGUACUUGUGGAGUGGUUCAACUUUUGCAGUGUCAUCAAGCCAGGAACUCACAAGGUUGCUGCAGGCUUCUUUCGAACUGGAAUGUAUGCAGUGCGUUCUGGGCUGUCUUACAUGGUGAUGCUCGCUGUCAUGUCGUUUAAUGGAGGAGUCUUUCUUGCGGCGGUUGGUGGUCAUGCUGUUGGCUUCGCGCUUUUUGGGAGUCGGGUUUUUAAGAAGUCUAGUGGUUCUGGAUCUGGAUCUGGGUCCAGAAAAGGGUCGGAUCUUCCUCCUCCCAAAUGUUGA